AUGGCGCCCCAGCAGACGCGCUUCGUCAGCACGUACACGAAGAAGGAGGCGGAGCAGCUCAUGAUCGAGAACCUGGCCAAGAACAUGAGCGAUGCGGACGAGUACUCGGCCAUGAUGGACAUGCACGCUCGAUGCGUCAGCAUCCUCGAGCACCUCUGGGGCGUGCAGAAAGGCGAGAAGGCCAUGGGCACGGCGACGACGGGCUUCAGCGAGGCGAUCCGUCUUGGUGGCCUGGCGAUGGAGAGGCGCUGGCAGGAGAAGCGCAGGGCGGAGGGGGAAGAUACCGGCAAGCCCAACAUCAUCAUGGAUGCGAAAGCGCGGGUUGCGCUGGAGAAGCUGGAUCCGGAGCUGGUCCGGGAGGAUACUGAUGAGAACACGAUAGGAAUGUUUGCCAUACUGGGAAGCACACAUACCGGGCACUACGAGCCUGUCGAAGAAAUCUACCGGCUCCUCGACGAGUACGAUCGGAAGACAAACAUCGACAUCCCCAUCCACGUUGACGCGGCGUCCGGCCGCUUCAUCGCGCCCUUCACGCACGCCAAGGUCGGAGGGCCAAAAUGGAACUUUGAGCGUGUAUUAGCGUGGUGUUUCCUUGAACAUGAAGGGACUGUUCUCGACUCAGCAUUCGACGCGUCCAUCGAGAAGACGCUAAUGCAGCCGCCUAUGUGA
Molecule: messenger RNA, 669 nt
Organism: Coniosporium apollinis CBS 100218
Lineage: Eukaryota; Fungi; Ascomycota; Dothideomycetes
Exons: 4
Coding region: 1-669 (222 amino acids)
Biological process (GO): L-glutamate catabolic process
Cellular component (GO): cytosol
Molecular function (GO): pyridoxal phosphate binding; glutamate decarboxylase activity
Source: RefSeq, a predicted model, not a curated record